Molecule: messenger RNA, 2546 nt
Organism: Amphimedon queenslandica
Lineage: Eukaryota; Metazoa; Porifera; Demospongiae; Haplosclerida; Niphatidae
Product: WD repeat-containing protein 27-like
Exons: 22
Coding region: 7-2478 (823 amino acids)
Molecular function (GO): protein binding
Source: RefSeq, a predicted model, not a curated record
ACCUCAAUGGAGGUGUCUCGUUUGCUCCACAGGAAAGUCUCCUCUCCUUUAUCAGCUGGUGUACUUCUUUCAGUAAAUAUGGGGAGCAACAGGGAAGGAAAGGGAGAAGAGGAAGACUUUUUUGUAGCUUCUAAUGACAAGAACAUUGAGUUAUGGGGCCUGAAAGUUAACAAGAGUCAAUUGAUGCUAGUAUUGGAGGGUCACCAGUUUCCAGUGACUCACCUAGCAGUAGCAGUCAAUGGACACUGUAUAUGCUCCCUCUCACACGAGUCUCUGUUGUUAUGGCAACUGGAGGACUGCCUACAAUCAUUGGCUAGUGCCAGACCACUCCCACCUCUGUCCUGCUCUCGUGAUGACGUUACCUGUCUUGUUCUUAGUCACAAUGGAGUCCAUUUAGCUGUUGCUAUCAAAAGAAUGAUCAUCAUUAUUGAAAUAAGAGAGGAGUCUGAUUUUAUCGUCAUCAGUAAAUUAUUUGGACACACUCAUGACGUGACGUUUGCUUCCUUUGUACCAGAAGACUCCACUCACCUUGUUACCGCCUCAGACGAUCGUACAUUCAAGAUAUGGAAUGUUCUGGAAGGAGGCCUUGUUUUUGAUUCCGGUUACAUCUCUUCUUCUCAUUUUAUGGGACUCUCUCUCCUCAGGGAUUAUUUUGCAAUAGGCACUGCUGAUGGAAAGGUGAGAGUUUAUUCUUGUCUCUCAUCAGUGAAAUGUACUUUAGUGAGAGAAAUUGACACUAAAUUAUUAACCAAUAGACAAAUAUCCUUGGGGUUUUCUGAGGAUCUUCUAGUGGAUAAAGAGAUUGCUCUCUCGGCUCUCUUGCUUUGGCCUGUAACCACACCCUCUUUUGAGACCACACCCACUGACACAAUAUACACCACUGGAGGAGGAGCACUUGACUCAAUAUCAAUCUAUAAUGAGUUGGUUACCAGUGGUUUAUGGUGCCUAAUCUACACCAGUAUUGGUUUAUUAUUAAUUGAUGUAAUGAGUAAUGAAAUCAUAUCACACUCUCAAUCACCAGAAGAAGAGGAUGCAUCUAAAGUUGGUGUAUUGUCAUCAAUGGGUGAGACAGUUCAAUUUUGGAAUCUAUCAAAUAAUCAAUUCUUAAUGCUAACAUCCUCCUCUUCAUCUUUUUCUCUCUUCAAUAUUACAAUUACUAAUACUUCAAAAAAACCUCUUACAGUAUCAGUUCUCUCAAGUGAGCCAUUGGUCAGUGGGUCUCCAUUGAAGGCAGAGCUUGUACCUACGGCAGUACCUCCUGCUCCUUCUCGUCCUGUUGGAAGAGGAAGCAAAACGAAAGGAGGAUCAGAUAAGCCAGUCACAUUCAGGUCAACUGUUAAGUCUUCAGGAUACCUUCAGUCUCCUCACAUGAAAAUGUUCCAGCCUUCAAUGCCAAAGACGAAACGAGAACCACAUCCACCCAGAGAGGUAACACUUAUUCCUGACACCAGUAUUGCUGAUUCAAAGCAUAAAGGAAUCAGUCACUUGAAGUAUAAUACUAAUGGAUCUCACCUUGCUUGUUGUGGCGAAUCCCCUUCCAUUUAUUUAUUUAAAUCAAAAGAUAAUCAGCAGAAUUUAUUACAAGGUCAUGAUGGGCGUGUCAGGAGUAUUGAGUGGGGCCACGCCCACUCUUGGUUAUUAUCGUGUUCUGUUGAUAAAAGUGUGUGCCUUUGGUCGACUGGAGGGAGGGGAAGGGGAGACACUCAGUGUUUGAUGAGGAUUAAUCACACGAUCCAUAAUUUUAAAGAAAAAAAUGAAACUAAUGUUCCUUUCCCUGGUGAAAUAUCUAAUGCUAAGUUUUAUUAUUUGGACAAGUUUAUUUUAUUAACUUUUGAAAACAAGCUCAACCUUUACAAGUAUUACAUUGACCCUAAUCCUCCUCCAGACAUUAAGAGGUACCAAUCAAAGAAUCAUUACAAACAAGUCAUUUCGGUGAUUCCAAACUUGGCCCAAUCACUCACUGCACUCUCUGCCAUCAAUAAUUUCUAUUCUUAUAUUGUUAUUACAGCCGGUUCAAACAGGUCACUUAAUGUAACAGACAUGAAUACAUGUAAGGAGGUGUGGUCAAAAGACGACGCUCACUCAACACGACAUGUACACUGGAUCAUGCAAAAUAAGGGAUCAAAAGCAUGUGGGUGUGUCCCCCAGUCGCAUGAUCUUUUUGCCACAUCAGCAGUUGGCGGCGGUAUCAAACUCUGGGACUUGAGAACUCAAAAGUGCGUGAGGUGGUAUACAGGUUUUGUAAACCGGUCUGUACCAGUUAGAACCAGUUUUAGUAUGUGUGGGCGUUACAUUGCAACCGGAAGUGAAGAAAAUGCAGCAAUAGUUUUUGAUUUACGCUACAUUUCUCCUGUUACUAAGUUACAGUGUCCCAUAGCAUCAUCAUCAGUAAUAUCAUCAGUGGAUUAUCACCCUCAUAAUAUUGGACUCUCUUGCUGCUCAACCAAUGGCUCAAUUUUCUCAUUUUCAAAUUUUUAAUUCAAAAACCAGAUAUAUACCUCACUAACCCUCACUAGUAGUCAACAUAAAAAAUUUAAACAAAUUAA